Molecule: messenger RNA, 1355 nt
Organism: Vigna angularis (adzuki bean)
Lineage: Eukaryota; Viridiplantae; Streptophyta; Magnoliopsida; Fabales; Fabaceae
Product: polyadenylate-binding protein-interacting protein 9
Exons: 11
Coding region: 224-1114 (296 amino acids)
Molecular function (GO): RNA binding
Source: RefSeq, a predicted model, not a curated record
GGUAGCUAAAGCCAAGCCUGUGCUAUUUCCACACACCACCUCUACUCUCUCUCUCUCUCCUUUGCUGUGUGAUGAUUCGUUUCUAAACCCUAAUUCUCCUGAAGUAGGGAAUCUCAUCGAUUCCUUGUGUUUCUCUUCCAUUUCCGGUCUAAAAAUACCAUCUUUAGGAGUGUAGUGUUGCAAAUUGCUGAAGGGUUUUGUGGGGUUGGUGACUUUGAUUUCCAUGACUGCGGUUGCUGAGAUUCCCGCUGAUGCCAACAAAAUGGAUUCAAAACCUAAGGCUGAAUCUGAAUUCAGUGUCCAGAAGCUGGUUGACAUGUUCACAAAGUUGAAUCCUUUGGCGAAGGAGUUUUUUCCUUCAUCAUAUUCUCCCAAUCAUGAUCAUCGUCUUCAGGGCUUUAAUCAGCUCUCACCAACCCACUUUCUGGUCAACUCUAAGCCUUCUGCUAAUGAGAAUUUCGCAAACAAUCGAAGGAGAAGAAAUAGUUUUAACCAAGGAAGAAGGAGGGUGAGUGGAAGAUCACUAAAGGCUCAAAGAGAAGAUAGCAUUAGAAGAACAGUUUAUGUUUCUGAUAUUGAUCAGCAUGUUACUGAGGAGAGGCUUGCAGCAUUAUUCAGCAGUUGUGGACAAGUAAUUGAUUGCCGAAUUUGCGGUGACCCACAUUCAGUUCUUCGUUUUGCUUUUGUUGAGUUUGCAGAUGAGUAUGGUGCUAGAACAGCUUUAAACCUUGGGGGUACUGUACUUGGAUACUAUCCAGUGAGGGUUCUUCCUUCAAAAACUGCCAUUCUUCCUGUGAAUCCUACAUUCCUCCCUAGGUCAGAUGAUGAACGCGAAAUGUGUGCCCGAACUGUCUAUUGUACAAAUAUUGAUAAGAAGGUUUCACAAGCUGAAGUGAAGAAUUUUUUUGAAUCAGCUUGUGGUGAGGUUACGCGCCUGAGGCUUUUGGGGGACCAUGUGCAUGCAACUCGAAUUGCUUUUGUGGAAUUUGCAAUGGCUGAAAGUGCCAUUAUUGCACUAAACUGUAGUGGGAUGCUCUUGGGAACUCAGCCUAUAAGGGUAAGUCCUUCAAAGACUCCUGUGAGGCCAAGGGUCACUCGUCCGGCAUCCCAUUAACUGAUCAACAUGGUCUAAGACUAGAGAGAGAGAGGAUAUGUAGUCAACUUUCCAGUUGAGACUUGUGUGGAAAGGGUGGUGAAACUUCCCUUUGUUUCAGUAUUUCCAUCUUUUUCUGUCAACAUCCUUUUUUUUUGUCAGGGCAUAUAACUACCAUGCACUAGUUAAACUUUCCUAGCAUCCAGUCUUGAUCUUGAAACAUUUUACCGUAUCUACAUUGAAAUGGUUCAGUUUCGUGUUA